Messenger RNA from Notechis scutatus (mainland tiger snake), 1064 nucleotides. NCBI's taxonomy places the organism in Eukaryota, Metazoa, Chordata, Lepidosauria, Squamata, Elapidae. The record is from RefSeq and is a predicted model, not a curated record.
CACCCUGAUCUUGGGGGAAUAAAAAGUGGGGAGGGGGACAUUCACAUAGCAGGCAGGUGGGCGGCCAGAAGGGCCUGAGGUCAACCUGGGCCUGGUGGGUGCCUGAUGGGGGUCCCAUUGGGGGCCAAGUAGGGGAGAAGCUGCCUGUGCCCACCCCCCAAUAGGCUGGCAUUGUUGUGGUGCUCCUGAGGGAAGGGGCACCCAGAGAACAUUUGGGGUCCCCCCUCCACCUCUGGGACCUGUGGAAACUUGGGGGACCCAGCCCCAAGAAGGGACCCGUUCUCUUUCGGACCGGACCACCAGCGUUCUCCUCCCUUGCCGACAGACCUUUUCCUUUGCCUGGAAAAGGAGCUGCCCAGGGCCCACGAUGGGCCGGCCGGCCGGGUUUUAGGAUGUUUGGCCAGGCCAGAGGAUUGGCUUGGGGAAUCGUGAGGUUCUCCUGCUCCUCCAACCUUCGCUUCAGGCCGGCAGCAGAGACCAUGGUGCCUCGCAACCUCCAGAAGGUUCUCUGUGUGGCAGAGAAAAACGAUGCAGCCCGCGGGAUUGCAGACAUCCUUUCGAACAGCAGGAUGAGGAGGAGGGAAGGAAUGUCCAAGUACAACAAGAUCUAUGAAUUCCAGUAUCACUUGUUUAACCAGAAUGUAACUUUGAUUAUGACAUCUGUGUCCGGACAUUUGCUGGCUCAUGAUUUCAAGGCACCAUUUCGGAAAUGGCAUAGCUGUAACCCCCUGGUCCUUUUCGAUGCAGAAAUUGAGAAAUUCUGCCCUGAAAACUACAUGGACAUUAAGCGCACCCUCGAGCGAGAGGUUCAGCCGUGCCAGGCCCUGGUGAUCUGGACCGAUUGUGAUCGUGAAGGGGAGAACAUUGGCUUUGAAAUCAUUCAUGUGUGUAAAGCAGUGAAGCCAAACCUCCAGGUGUUCCGAGCCCGCUUCUCGGAGAUCACACCCCGGGCUAUCAGGUCCGCUUGCGAGAACCUCACCCAGCCAGAUCCAAAUGUCAACGAUGCUGUGGAGGUGAGGCAAGAGCUGGAUCUCAGAAUAGGUAAGAGAGAAAGCAGACUGUAG